ACGAGACGCUACUAUCCCCCAUCCUACCGUCCGAAGAGACAAAUUUUGACAGAAAUUACCUCUUGAUUUCACCAUGGGAUGUUGUUUUUCUGGUGGUGAUGGAAAACUGGCUGAGCAAGAGGAACCUGCCCCUCAAUUUAGUUGUUGUAUCUCCUGUCCUCUAUUUUGCAGGGAAAAGAGAGAAAAGCUCGACAUCAAGGACUUCACCUUCGCUGACCUGAAGGGCGAGGAGGUCGGCAAGGUUCCGGGGAAGAUAAAUGGCCAGCGAUUCAUCAUCAAGAAUUGUGAGGAUUGUACCAUAUAUCUGUUUGAUCACAUGGCAACGAUCACCGUGGAUGAUUGCACGAACUGCAGGCUAUUUGUAGGACCAAACAAAGGAAGUAUUUUCCUGAGGAACUGCAGCUCGAUGAAAUGUGUGAUCGCCUGCCAGCAGUUCAGGACGAGAGAUUGCAAAUCAAUAGAAACGCUUUUGCACUGCGAUUCCAAGCCUAUCAUAGAGUCGUCAAUAAAAAUGAAGUUUGGCUGCUUCCAGUUCUACUACCCAGAGCUGUACGACCAAUUCAAGGCUGCUGGACUGAAGGCUUUCAGUAACACAUGGAGUAAUAUACAUGAUUAUACACCAGUCCCUGGGGAAGAAAACUGGUCCCUCUUGCCAGAGGAUUUGAAUGUGGAGGAGUUCUUACCGUUACCCAAGUCCGAAGAACUAGUUGCCGUGGGAGCAUCGUUAGACCCUGAGAAGAGCGUUGUCCCCAUUACACACGGAACAAGAAGACGUGUGGGAGAUCUGACGUGUCUGAUGUUGGUGUUUAGGAACGAGCAUUCUGACGAAAGGAUUAGAGCCAUCAUAAGAGAGGUUCACAAAUCUAGUGACUGUGUGCUGCUGAACACAAGACAAACAAAAUUGAAUGAGCAGGAUGUGACGAGGAUGUUCGGGGGAAACCCUGUGCAUAAGGAAGCUACGAAGAAAGGCCUUGUCACAUCACUUGAAGUCAAUGGCACGGACACGAUAAACAAAUGCCGGAGCAUCAUAGAGCAGGUUGCAGGAGACUGCGUCGUAUACCUAUCCGCAGAUCAGGAAGCGGCUUCCCGCGAUCACGACAACUGGGUCAAUUUCAUUGAUUCCCAGAUGACCAUGUGAGCUGGAAGCCAUUGAUUGAUUGUUGAUAGAGGCUGUCAUCUUAGAUUUCAUUGAUUUAAGUCCCACGUGCAGUGACUUGUGUUGGGUGUUGGGCUGCCCCAUGUAGUCCCAUAUAGAGUGGAUUGUGUAAGUAGGAAGGGGCUGUGUAGUCCCAUAUGGGGUGGAUUCAUGCAAGUCGUGGGGGGCUUGUGUAGUCCCGCCUGCUGUGUUUUGAGUAAGGAGGCCUUGCAUGGCAAUAUUGGCAUGCACUUUGCUUAUUUUAAUAUUUGAAAGGGUUUGUGACUCAUUCAAAGAAAAUUGCAGUACUUGAUAAGAAUAUCUUGUAUUCAAGGCCCAUCUCACUGUCUGUAGGGGGAUGCAUAGGUGACUUCUCACGUCAGUAAUGUGGAUUUGAUGAAAAUUUCCUUGUGUGACACCAAUCGUACAUGUAUGUAUGAUGGUGCCUACAGGAUUGCGCGGCCGAUUGUGACAAAAACGUCUUUAUUGAAUGUAUAUUUAUAAUAGUGUUUGAUGCAAAUUUAGUUGCAAAAUCAUAAUUAUUUGAUUGAUAAGAUUGAGCUGUUAGAUUUUAAAAUGCUUGUGUGAUGAUUUAAAGUAUUUAUGGGCUUUUCAUUUAGUGGUUUGAUAGAUACAAAUAAUGCACAGGUAUGAGAGAGUGUGAGUGGCCAUGCAGCACAUCAAGAGUUUUAUUAUGUGUGAGAAGCAUGAGGCACUUGCGCCAAAUAUUCAUUUGUAAUAACCGAGAUGCCUGCAUCAGCUCAUUACCUUUCAAUUUCAAUCUGUGCAUCAUUUGGUUUAUAAAUUGGUUCAGCAUUUUGAAUCUGCAGGAAGGAAUUUGUUAAUCUCUCCACAUUUCCUCACAUCGAUUGCGCAGACGAAGAGGCGACGUUUGUUUUCUAUCGCGAAAUCACAUUAGCCUUGCCAGUAUAAUUGCGGGGCUGAGUAACUGCCUCAAAAUCCUUGCCAUAGCCUUUUUUUGUGAGAGAACAUGAUGUCACUGGCAUCUCAGUCUUCUGCCGCAGAAGUGAAGUGGUGCAGCAAAAAGUGCACAGUGCUGCAACGAACAAUGCAGCGUCGUGUGGGUGCAUAUAAUUAAAGUGUGAGUACAUGAUUUGCGUAAGCAAUCGUCAUUGGCUACAUCCGUGAACUUGUCUUAAUAUUGAUUUUGACAAUGAAAAUACCCCCACCCUACACAUGCCAUUGGCUGCGAUUUUUGUACAAAUGUGUGAAUGGUGCAAAUUUUACUGAAGCGAUUAUUGGCUUGGAAAAUAUGCUU
Messenger RNA from Lytechinus variegatus (green sea urchin), 2414 nucleotides. Its product is annotated as protein XRP2-like. NCBI's taxonomy places the organism in Eukaryota, Metazoa, Echinodermata, Echinoidea, Temnopleuroida, Toxopneustidae. Gene Ontology annotation, cellular component: cilium; periciliary membrane compartment. Gene Ontology annotation, biological process: post-Golgi vesicle-mediated transport. Bases 74 to 1138 code for a protein of 354 amino acids. The record is from RefSeq and is a predicted model, not a curated record. The transcript has 9 exons. Gene Ontology annotation, molecular function: GTPase activator activity.